Tetranychus urticae (two-spotted spider mite) is the source of this 2470-nucleotide messenger RNA. RefSeq names its product Bardet-Biedl syndrome 1 (gene BBS1). Lineage: Eukaryota; Metazoa; Arthropoda; Arachnida; Trombidiformes; Tetranychidae. Gene Ontology annotation, molecular function: smoothened binding; patched binding. Gene Ontology annotation, cellular component: centrosome; BBSome; axoneme. The record is from RefSeq and is a predicted model, not a curated record. Gene Ontology annotation, biological process: protein localization to cilium; non-motile cilium assembly.
UAUUAAUCAUGGAUUCUGAUGAACAAAACAUCUCAGGUUUAUUGGAUGAUCAAUCUACGCUUGAUGACAGAAGGUAAUAUAUUCAUAACAAUCAAUUUAUGCAUCAAUUUUUUUGAAACUCAUUUUACUUUUUAUCCUUACAACUCAAAUGUAUUUAGGACUUCGUCUUCAUUGUCAAAUCAAGUCAUUUCUGGUGAAUCCAAGGAGACUUUGAUUAGUAAACCAGAAAUUGCAAGUAAAUGGUUAACCGCUUAUAAUGAUAAUCUUUGUUCCCUUUACACGUUAACUGCGUGCAUAUGUUUCGUCGAUCUGAAUGGCGAUGGAGACCAGAAAUUGGUUAUCGCUGAUCUUGGUAAUGGUGUCCAAGGAAUGAAGCUGAACAUUUACAAAGGAACUUUCAUUUUAUCGCAAUUAACUCUGAUUGACUGUCCUUCUGGUGUCGUCUCUUUUUACAUGGACUCAAAUGCCCCAAGAAUACCAGCUAUUGGAGUUGCUUCUGGUUCUUAUUUGUACAUUUACAAGAAUCUGAAGCCAUUUUAUAAAUUUGGUUUACCAAGCUUAGAGAUUCAUCCAAGUGAACAAGAUGCUUGGAAUCAACUGGUUGCAGAUAAAAUUGAUGCAAGUCAACUAAAGGUGCUUCUUGAAAAUUUAAGAAUCGAAGUGGGUGAAGCCAGUUUAACUGCUCGGUCUCAGCGCCUCAUUGAUUUGACAGACCCAGGAGUGAUCGAUGACUUUAUUGGACGUUACAAAGAUCAACCAUUGAAAAGAUCGACUAUCAUCACAUGCAUAGCAACAAUAAAGAAGACGGUUGAUGAAGAUAAUAACUUAAACUGUCUCAUUAUUGGAACUGAGAACAAAGACAUUUUGAUAAUUGAACCAGAUGCUUUUACCAUUCUGACAUCGGUUCAACUUCCAUCGAUCCCUGUGUUCCUUGAAAUUAGUGGAUUGUUUAAUGUUGAAUAUCGGGUUAUUGUUUCUUGUCGAGAUGCUUGUAUUUAUACGAUUAAACGUGGAUUCAAAACGGGAAGACUUUGUGUUCAACUCAAUUCUCAGCCCGUUGGUCUUGUUAGAUACAAUAAUAACAUAAUUGUUGGAACCAUGGAUCAAUGUUUAUCUUGUUUUACCAUUAAUGGGAAUUGUGUUUGGAAGAUUAACCAACAAUCGGGAAUAACAUGCUUAACAGCCAUUGAAGUUGAAAUACUUGGACUUACUUUGAUUGCAGUUGCACUGGAAUCAAGAACUGUCGUAUUUUAUAACGGAAAAUCAAAGGUGGACACAAUUGAGACGGAAAAUGUAAUCACAUCGAUGAAAUUUGGUCGUUAUGGAAGGGAAGAUAACACUUUGGUCAUGGUAUCCCGAUCUGGUUCAUUAUCAAUUCGGAUACUUAAGAGAACAGCUAAGUUUACAUCAAUUGAGAGUGACUUCGGUGAAGCAGGAUCAGGAUCGACAAUGAAAAUGAAUAUUCCCAAGAAAACCAAAUUGUUCAUAGACCAAUCAGUUAGGGAACGUGAAGAAGCAAUUGCUAUUCAUCGAGCUUUUCAACAAGAUUUGUAUCGAUUACGAUUGGUUGUUGCUCGCGCCUAUGUAAAAGCAAUAGCGGCAAGCUUGAAUCCAAUGUCAUCUAAUGCUGUUGAUCCACUGAAAUUAUCUGCUCAGGUCCAUGGACUUGGUCCAGUAUUUCGUUUAAUAUUGGAGAUACAAAAUACUUCACUAGAUCAACCGUCUUACAAUCUAAAUUUAUUUUUCUAUUGUGAUGUUAAAAUUUAUCGGAUUCAUCGUAAUUUCAUUCCAGUACCCAAUCUGCAACCAGGUUACAUUUACACUUUUGCCACUAAAGUUGAAUGUGUAAAUGAGUUGAAUGUUUCCGACUUCAUCAAGAUUCACGUCGUUCGUGAGGGUGACAGCACACCAAUUAUCACAGCAAUCAUAAAUAUGCCUUCAAGUGAAACACCAGUUUAAUUGUAAUAAAACUCUGAGCUCAGAUUGAAAAGUAGUGGAUGAUUCAACAGAGGCAAUAAAAUUAAUUCAUAGAUUAUGAGAUAGUCACGAUAUCAUGUCUGGAAUAUGCCGUUGAAUAAUUUCAAAGCCUUGGCAGAGUUCAUUGAAUGGCUUAAAGAUCAGAAUGUGAAGCGAGUGGUAACAAAAUGAACAAGGAUUGACACAAGGAGACACUAUUCAAAUUAACUUAACCAUAUGAUGCACAAUAAGUUGAUAUAAAAAAACUGGUAAAAUGAUAUUCGAUGAUUAAGAUGUUAAAGAUGGCGACAGUUAUCCUUUUGUUUCUCAACUUUCUUUUCAAUAUAAAAAUAGACGAUAAAGGUUGACAUGUAAUUCAAUAAUUCAAUCAAAUUUAAAUAGAUUCAGAUCUAAACUAAGCAAAGAAGCUCGCCUUCUUGACCAACCAAGCUAAUAAUUGCAUUUCAAUGAAAUUGUGUUAUGAUAAUGUUAUUGUAUUGAGAACGUUGAAGGA